Molecule: messenger RNA, 10856 nt
Organism: Eupeodes corollae
Lineage: Eukaryota; Metazoa; Arthropoda; Insecta; Diptera; Syrphidae
Gene: Drep2
Exons: 5
Coding region: 1827-3224 (465 amino acids)
Biological process (GO): apoptotic process; regulation of apoptotic process
Source: RefSeq, a predicted model, not a curated record
GAAAGAAGAGAACCCAUAACGUACGUCUAUAUUUCGGGAAAAGUCAAUUUUCCAUCUACGCGAUAUGGAGGGUGCUUUUUUUCGUAGAAAAAUUCAACAAAAAUAUUGGUGACAAGAAAUUAGAAAAUUAGAAAAUAUAGUCAAUUGUCUGGAGUACCUACAUACAUUUAAAUACAUAUAAAUAUAUUUAUAUAUGUAUUCGCGUAUCCAUUUUCAUCUUUGCCUUUCCACUCCGUUUCCGUUUUAAUUUUGACAUCUUACUAUACGAUAAAUCUGAAUCAGAAAAGAAAGCAAUUCGUUGGAAAGGAAGAAUAAAAUCGACAAAGACCGAUUUAAGUUUGGAUUUAAGACUUUUUAUUAAAUUAUAAAAUUAAAAAAGUUCUUAAAUUAAAUUAAGAAAUAUUAACUUAAGAAAAAAAAAGAAAAAGUAAACAAAAAAGGGAGUACCCGACACGAACGUGUGGGGUGGUGGGUGAUUUUGAAUUCGUGGAGCAAGCACAAAAGGGUAAAAAUGCUAUAUCGGUAGCGAAAAUGUGCGUGGAACGUUAAACGAAACGGUAAAUGGUGGUGGCGCUAGGUGUGAUUGUAAAACGAUGAUGAUAAUGAUAGAACUGGUAACGGUAAUGAUGUUGAAGCUGAGAGAAUUUGAGUUUAUGUCCUCUUCGUCUUCGUUUACGUCUUCGUCUUGGUUAUCGUCCUCGUCCUCGCCUUCGUCUUCGGGUUCGUCUUCAUCUUCGUUUUCGUUGUCUUCAUCAUCGUCGUUGUUGUCGCUGUCGUGGUUGUCGCCGAAUUCGUCGCCGUCGGUAAUAUCCGCUCUAAAUAUCGUUGCUGUUUAAAUACUGCAAUACUGUGCUGCUGUCUGACCUAAAUUUAUUGCAAACAACUCCGUUGUGGAACGUGAUAAGAACAAAAGGAACAAACAUUAACAAAAUAAACAAAAAACUUCUUCGACACAUUUUCGUUCGUGAUAUAAGCUCGUUGACAAGGCGAUAUGAGAGGAUAUCCAUUUCAUCUAUAAAACGUUGUUUUUUUCUUCUUUUUCGUGUGCCCUGCUCGCUGUCUCUUUUUCACACUUCAUCAUCACCUUCUUCUUUAUCUUCUGCUUUUGUGUUUCUGCCUACAUACAAACAAUACGCACACUUACAAAACAACGUAGAAACAAAAAAAGGUUUAAAAAAUGUGCGCGGACAGAAGAAAAAUAUCCUCUUAAAAUCCUCCCGUACACUCAAAAACCCAAAUUCGAAUGUAAGUAAGAUUUGCAAAUGUUUCGGAAUUCCCAAUUCGAAAUUCGAACAUAAAAAGUGAAAGAAUAAAGUUCGAUUCGAAAUUGUUAUCAAAAUGUGUUGGUGGUUGUCAUUUUGAAGCUUUUCUUGACAGUGUUUGUGUUAUGUAUAUGUGAAAAGUGCGAAUGUAAGAAAUAAGGCAAGCAAAGAAGAAUCAGCGAAAGCGAGAAAACAUUUUGUGAAAGAAAGGGUUGAAUAUGAUAUAUUAUUAUUAUAAAAUCACAAGUGCAAUAAAAACAAUAAUAUUUAAAAGCAAUUAAUAUAAGAAAUAUUAAAUUUAAUCGUUAAUCGAGAUCGUUUUUUAUUUAUUAAAAAUAUAGAAGGAAAUAGCCACAUACAUAUACGAGUAUAAAAUUGAAAGAAAGGACUCUUGAACCAAAAAUCUAUCUUGGUGUUGUGUUUUAAUACAAUAAUUGUGCUAUUAUUAUAAUUAUAUUAUUUUGUGGUAUAAAUGCCGAUAUUUCGAAUAAUUGCGGAGCAUUUUAAUGAAGACAGGAGGCAGAGGGCAGAGCCUCCAACUGGUUUCUGUUGAGACAUGUCGUAAUGGCAAGAGAGGAGUCUCGAGGCAAGAGACCCCUUAAAAUUUGGGAUAGUUGGCGGAAUGUACGCAAAGGCGUAGUAGUUGGAAGUUUUGAGGAACUUAUCGUAAGAGGCAAGGAUAAGCUUGGGGUUCCUGCCUCAGAACCAGUACGUGUUGUUCUAGAGUGCGAUGGGACCCAAAUCGAGGAUGGUGAAUAUUUUCGAACUUUGGCAAAUAACACGGUUCUGCUGCUACUGAGGCAAGGCGAACGUUGGUAUCCAACUGGCGUCGAUGUUAUAAAAGCUGCGAUAUCAGCUAUUCCGAAAAUCGUCUGUGAGACGAUCCAUGCUUUAGAGCUCCACGAUGAGACGCCAUCUUGGAAGAUUAUGGAUAACAAGGGUCGCGUCACGGUGGUCCUACACUGGGACCAGCGUCAGGGAGGUGGAGGAGGGGGAGGCGGUGGUGGCGGGCCAGGCAGUAGUAAUGCCGGUGGCUUGGGCGCCAGUGGUGGCGGACCAGGUGUUAGCAGCAAUGGUCUUAUGUCAUCGGAAAAAUAUUCACCAUCGAAAAAAGGACUUUCGGCACAGAGCUCACUCGAUAAAUCAUCACCAGCACCUCAGCGUUAUUCGAGCCCACAAAUAACCGUUAUCAGUGAUGAAGGACCGGCGAGCAUCUACCAUCCAGGUGGACGACGCCUAUCCAAGCAGGGCGGUUCCUUUGACAGUGCCGUUGGUGCUGUGCACGUGCAUACGCCCGAAUGUGCCCAUCACGCGCACACGCCCAGCCGUGCCGGCAGUCCUAGUACAACCGAAUGCGACUUCCAUUGUUGUGCCCUACACGAGGAAGGUCGCAAAAUAGCCGUACACAAAAGCGUUGCAACCUCACCCAUCCAGGAUGGCACAACAAGUCCUCAACCUCAGUCGUCAAUAUCAAUAUCGACGGGCAGUGGGGGACCGGUUGGUGUCGGUAGUGGUAUCGAUCCAACGGGCAGUAUGCAACGACGAUCGUCUGGUGCUAAGGGACAUGUUCGAUUUCUGGACAUCGCUCCCGAACGGGACAGCUCAGAGAGUGAGACCGAAAACACAGUCAUGGAAGACGACAAGACGACAACAGAGAAAUUCCUAUUGUUAAUUGAUCAGCUGUCCGUUGAUCAGAAACGUCAUUUAAGUAUUAAGGAUAUUGGUAUUAUCUUAGAGCGUUUAAAUUCAAAAAUCCUAGAUGUCGAACGCCUGGACCGGGAAUCAGAGUCGGACGACUGCUACAACUGGACGAUAAAGGCCACAAUUCGUGGUGAUGCGUUACGGGAGCUAGGUGUAAUUUAUAAUGGUAAUUAUUAUGCGAUCUCCGAGCAUCCUGGCUACAAGGAAGAGAUCGAAGAGAAUGGUGAAGAGCCCGAAGAGGAGGAAGAGGAUAGGCUUUAAUAAAUUGUAUAAAAAAAAUUAAAAAAUAAUAAUUACUCGUAAAAAUAUUUAAAAAAGUAAAAACAAAAAUACCAAUUGAGGUUAAUACUAGGUAGAGUCUUAUUAGUUAAACGUAUUUAUAUAUAAAAGAAAAUAUAAUUUGUUUGAGCAGUUGUAGGUGUUAGAAAAGUAAAAAAGUAAAAAAUUAAUUAAAAAAUAAAAAAACAGUAUCUCAUUCUGACGUCUUGUUACGUUUUCGGUCCCAAAAUUUGGUUCCAUUUUGUUAGUAAUUAAGUUCUUAUAUAAGGCAGUCAAAGUUAGUUCUUGAUGGGCCAACGGACAAUAGUGCAAUGUAUAAAAGAAAUUAAUUUUAUUAUUUUAUAUUUAAUCACAACAUAUUUCAAAAACAAAAAUGUCUGUUUAUUAAAAAAAAAGUGAUUAAAUAAUGGGAAAAGUUUGAAGGACAGAAAUGAGUGAUUGUUUGUAUCUCUUCGCUGCCAUUUUUAAUUUUUUGGUUUUAUAGUUGUACAUUGUUAUUAAAAAUAUUUGUCUUAGUAUUAAAAAAAAUAUUAAAUUAAAUUUUUAUAUAUAUUUUGAAAAUAUAUGAAGUAUUACGUUUUCAAUUCAAAUUCUGUGAUUUUAUUUAAAUUAAUUUAAUUUUAUUUGUUAAACAAGAGUGAUUGCAUCAUCUGUUGAUAAGAGAACGAUAGAAAAAACACAAGUGCUCAAAAAUGAAUUAAAACAAAACAAAAAUAAUAUAAUAAUGGCUUAUAGCAAACAAAAACAAAUUAAGAAACAUAAAACACAAAAAAAGUGCCAAAGUUGAAAUGAUAAAAACCAAAAAUUAUAUUGUAUAACACGAGAUAGUAUUAAAAUCAAACGAGAUAUUUAUUUUUAAAUUUUAAAAACUUGUCACACCCUUUAUUCAGUGCCAAAUUCAUUUUUACCAACCACACCCAAACAAAAUAUUAAACAAAACAAAACACAAAAUAAUAUUGGUAAAAAAAAACAAUUCGAUUCCCAUAAGCCAAAAAAAUAAUAAUUUAGUUUUUGUAAAAAUUAAUAAUAUGUUUAUUUAUAGAAACAAACAAUGGCUAAUCAGAAUAUUUUACAGCUUGGGACAUAAGAUACAAACAUGUACUCUUUUACGGUUUUUAAAUUCUAUUGAAUUUACUUUGACAUUUAAAAGAAAAACUAACGACAUUAACGCCACAUUGUGGCUACGGCGAACGUUAACACCAACUGCUCCAUGAUAAUACUAAAGGUUUGAUAUUGACAGCUGGCAUAUAGUCAGUGUAGUCGCCUAAUUCCUGUCAAAACGGAAAUUGCAAUUCGCAAUUGCAGUUUCUAACAGGGUUACAGUCUGUUUAAAAGUUUAGAUCUUCAUUUAAAAUUAAUUUAAUCAAGUAAACUGACAUUUGUGAUAUACAAAGAAAACAGAAUUGUUACAUUUUUGCUAAACUUUUUUUAAAAAUCCAAAGUAAAAUUUUGGACCUUGUAAAUUAAAAUACUGAAGUUAGUAUUAACAUAAAAUAACAACAAAGUUCAUCCGCUAUAGUUGGUUGUUUUGAGACGUGGUUAUACAUUUUCCCUUAAAUCAUUUUCUUGACAGACAAUGGUUGUGUUCAAUGACUGCUCUGUGAAUAUUUGGAAACCAUUCUCCAAACAGAAAACAACUUUGAAGCUUUAAAAGCAUUAAACAAAAAAAUCACACUUUCGCGUUUGACAGAUCAAGCUCUGUUAAGAACUUAGGAAGGAAAAACGAAUUUAUUCAUUUUUUAAUAUCAACUUCUUUGAAGAUUAUUUUGGAACCAAAAUCAAUGUCAAACUCUUGAAUAUGAAAUAAUUGUAAGAUUAUUCUGGGAAUCGAAAUGCUCUUUUUAGAGUUUGACAGUUUAAGCUUUGUUCAGAACUUAGAGGAGAAAAUCGCUUAUAGUUUUUUUUUGAAUAUUAUCUCUUGAAAGAAUGUUUUUGGGAUCGAAACCAAUGCCAAAUUCUUAAAUAUGAAUUUACUGGAAGAUUAUUUUGGGUUCGAUUUGUUUUAAGCCUGAUAUAACUAAAUCAGCUGUUCAUAUCAGAUACUUUAAUUCAGAGCUGUUAAGCUUCACUGUGAGCAUUGAAAUUAACAAUUUUUGAUUGCGAAAGCGGCUGCAGUUUUAAUUCCAGUAGCAGGACUCGUUUAUCUUCGAUAUUCAAUAUUGACCUCAGAUAAAGUUACAAAGUUGACCCUAAAACAGAAAGCUACUGAGUUCUGUGCAUGGAAACAUGUCGGAACAGACAGCCCUCACCAAUUUUCUUGACAUCGAUAUCUUUGGAGUAGCAGAAGAUUAUAUAUCAAGUCUUAAUUUAUAAAAGUUGGGUCACAGUUUAUUGUGAUCCAUGCAAGUAAAACAAUUCAGCGUGUUUUAUUGAAGUUUUAGGAAAGAAUAUUAAGUCUGCAUCUUUUUCUCAAUUUCUGAUUGUACAAUUAUCAAGUGUCAAUGUUUGUUUCUGAUGUCAUAUUCAUAGUGUUAAAUUUAUGAUAGUAAAUAUUUUACCAUCGUUAUAUACCUAUUCUAAUUUGUGUUUUCAAUAGUUAAUGUCUGAAAGUUUAACACCAAUCAUACACGUUUUAAAAAUAAUUUUUACCAACAUUUUAUCGAGUAAAACUGCCAUUAAAAAUAUAUAUAUAUUUAAGAGCAUUAUAACAACAAUUAAAUUAAAACAAAACGAGAAAAAAUCGUUAUAAUUAAAAACAACAAAAUGUCUAUAAACAACUUUGAAUCAUACGUACAUACAUUUUAAUUCAUAUUAUAAGAACUUUUAACCAACAAAAAUGAAAAAAAUAAACUGCCAUUGAAAAUAUUAGUACAUAUAUUAUGAAUAACAAAAACAAUGGGAUUUAAACAAUAUAAAAACUAAAUCAACAAAUUAUAAUCCGAGAGCAAUUACAAUUCUUCAUAUUUUUAAGUUUGUAUUCUCUUUUAAUUUUAUUUUUAUUUUUUAUAAAUAGCACAAAAACACUAAAAUGUAUUGUUUCAACGAAUUAAAAACAAAACAUUGCAUACAAAAAAAAAAUAAAUGUUUAUAUAAAACAAAUAUGCAGCAAUAAUAAAGAAUUUAUUUUAUAUUAAAAAAAAAUCAAAUUAAUUUAGGAAAAACAAAAAAAAAUAUUGCGUUUCCUUUUUAAGUAGGUAAGGUACCUUAUAUUGUCAGAUCUUAAGGGUCCUAUCGCACACAUUUAGUAAAAAAAAGAUAUCAAAUAACAAUUUUACGAAUGGAAACAAAAAAGAUUAAAAAUAAAAUAAAACGAUCAAAUGAUUCAAAAAUAAAAUAAAAUUAAAUACAAUUGAAAAAUUAAACAAACCAAAAAUAUUGAAAUCAUGUUAUAAAAAUAGUAGUUUAAAAAGGAACGCAUAAAUAAUGAGGUAAAAUUAGAACAAUUGGUUCGAUAAACAAAAAUUUAUAAAAACCUUAACGACAUAUAUACAUUAAUGUAUGUUCAUCUGUAUAUAUUAUUCUUAAAUUGAAAUGAAAACAGCAAGAAAAAAUGUUUAACAAAAGUUUAAAAAAUAAAAAAACAAUCGAGUUUGUAGUGUAUUGUAAAUGGAAAAAUGUUUUGUGUCGUAGCGAUGAGAUUUUUUAAUUUUUGCUUAAAGUAACAUUGGAAUUAUUUUGCAACUUUCUUCACUCCUUAUAAAAAUACUUAACAAUUUCCGUAACCCCAAAUUAAAUUUAGGGAACGUUCAGACUAUAGGAAACACUGAGAAUUUAAUCAUUUAACAUAAAAUGGCGCAUUAAUCUGACUGAAUGACAUGCAUAAAUAAUAAAGUUAUUAAUACUGAUUAUUUGUGUAAAAUUAUUUUGGUUUAAGAUUUGCUUAUUGGUUAUCCGGUCCCAAAAUAAGCAGUAUAUUUUUGCGAAGCAACUUUUAAAAUAAAUCAUAAAAUUUGUAUUUGACAAUUGCAAUGUUAAUGACAGCAACAUCAAAAGUAGUAAUUGCAGUCAUCCAGAAGAAGAAAGGGACAGGUUCAGACAACGUUCUGAUUUUAUUUCCAGUCAACCGCAUUCUUUAAACGCAAAAUGCAUAUUUUAAAUGUCAUUAUUGUCAGUUUUCACUUGCAACUUAACUUCAGUGUCUUUAACUUGUAAACAUUUUCGGCAACAUUAUUAUCCACAAGAAAAAAUCUUUACACAGGUUAAAAGUCUAUCAAAAGUUGUGUUUUUCAUUCCAAAGAAAAGGUCUUUUUUCUAUUUCGAAUAUAACGAAGAACCUUUUUACACUAAACUUAAAAAACACAAUUUCACAGUAAAUAAAUACCUUACUCAGAUACGGAGUUCAGCCUUCAGUCGAAUGAAAAUAUGUAAUCAGCUGUCAUUUUGAAAGCAGUAGACGUAACUUGAUUAUAAGGGUGAUAUAUUUUUCCUGGCUAACUUUCUAAUGAAGUCGUGUUAAUUGAAAAACAAUUUUUUAGCAGCUGGCCAAUCAGAUUCUAGAAACUUACCUCUCUUUGAAUCCCUGUUGUCGUCUGAACGUACCCAAUGUCAAAUGAAAGUUUCAAAAAGAUCUAAUCGAUUGUGAAGUUUGUGGUCGUUUAAAGUAGUGACAUUUUUUUCACCAACGGCAUUUCAAUUCUUCUAUUUGGCCAGUUUAUGUUCCUAAGGCCUCGAAGAUAUCUUUAUUCUCAGAAAUACCAAAACCUAAUUUUUUCAUUUCAUUCACUUAGAAAUAUAAGCUUGCCAAUUAUUGUGUUCAUACCUCUGGCCGAUUCUAAUUUCUAAUUGAAUUAUUUUCGUGUGCUGAUUGUUGAAUUUUUGUUGUUGUUUUGUUGACGUUUUAACUAAACAGCUUACUAAUUGUAUUAAUUGUCAAAACAUUUCAGUUGUUAAUUGUAAGUUAUAACAUUAUAGGAAUUUAAAAUUAAUCAGCUAGAUUCUAAACAAAUUAGUGUGAACAGGUGCCGUCUAUCUAUCGUGAAUAAUAAAAGUUGUAGUGAGAAAAGAUUGCAAAAUAUAGACUUUAAAAUGUAUAAGAACAGAAAAUGCGUAUAUGUCAUUACUGUCACAUUUAUCUUGUUUGUUUUUAAGUAAAAAAUGGAUCAGAUCAGAUUAAGAUCAUUUUGGGGCAAUCUAUGGAAAAUUUCUGAGAGAUAAAGCUUAAAAACGGGUAACGUCAAAAUUUAUUGGCUUAACAAUGAAAGGCAAUGGAAUACGAAAAAUGUAGUUUGUGGUCUUGAAUAUCGCUUCCAGGAAGUCUAAUAAGGAUAUGGUUAAAUUGUUGUUUGUUUUAUGAGAAAAAACCUUUUUAACAAAUUCGGCUACAGUAAUUUGACAUUGCGGGUAUAAUAAAUUAUUGCAAAAAAUUGUAAGAAUACAAACAUGCAUUUAUGCAUAAAUUAUAGAAAAAUGGAAUUGUUUUCGAAAAUUGUAUUUUUUUGUCAGAAAUAUAGUAAUACAGAAGUCAACCAUUUUGUUUGAAACCACAAACUAUACAAAUUGAGAAAAAAUUUUAUUUUUUUUGUGGUAAAUACAAAUUAAAACAUUUAUGAAACUAGAAAAUAACAUUUACUUUAUGCUGCUUCAUUUUAAAAUUAAUUUUGCUAAACCGUGAUUAAUUUGGACUCUCAUGAGAUGACUCUUUUUCAUAUUAUAUCGUUUUAACUCCCUUCCACUUGAAGGGCGACAAAAAAGUGACAGAUAUGUAAGUGAGGAAGCCCUAUUUUUUAAUUAAAAUAAAAUUGAAAAAUGUGUUCCUUCAAAAGUGUCUUAUGUAAACACCACCCUAAAAACGAAUUCAUAAUGGGAUUUUUUUUUUGAAUUUGAACCUGCUUUGGAAAAAUAAGUUUCAAUAUUUUAACAGCGAAUUAAACUGGUUUUUAAAGGUGGCUAUUAGAACUAUUAUUAUUAUUUAUUUAAGGAAAAUCAAAUCGCUACGUAUUAUGCACAAAAACAAAAAACAUUACAUAAUAAACCAUAAACUUAAACGAAUUGGAACUCGCUAAAAAAUUUAAUAUAAAACAAAUCAUAUAGUAAAUGAAAAUAAAUUACCAUGUAAUAUUUGUCAUAAUGCACAAAAUAAAAAUAUUCAAAAAAGGCAAAUAAUAAUAAAAUUGAGUAAACAAAAACAAGAAAAAGAAAAAAACUGAAAACUAAUAUUAAUAUAAACUUAUACUUAGAACUGUUAAAAAUAUAUUACGUAAUGCAUAAUAAACAAAACACAAAUAAAAACAAAACAAAAAAACGGCGAAUGAAAUCGCUUUUAUUUACUAAAAGCAACAAAAUUAUUAAAUUUUUUGUUUAGUUUAAAUUUAUGUAUGAAAAUAAUUUAAAAUAAAAUAUAAAAAUGAAAAUUAAAAACAAACACUCAUGAUGUAAAAUUAAAAUGGGAGGAGGAGACGAAACGAAUUUCUUUCACCACAUCAAUAAAUAAUUUAAUAUUAUAAUAAUAUAAACAAAUUUAACACAUACAUAAAUAAAUAAUCUUAAACAUAAUACGAAACUUUUGAGUUGUUAAGUUUUUCAAAUAAAUCUAGAAAUUUAGGAAAAUUUAAACAAUUUAAAUUACUAAUUGUAAACCACAUACAAAAGACACACACAUACAUACACACACAACCAUUGAUAGAAAAGUUACAAACUAAAAAUGACAUAAAUAAAUUUAUACAUCUUUAGAAAAUAAAAAAAUAAAAAUAAAAUAACAACAAAAAUCCUACUUCCAAGAACUUCCCCUAAAAAAGAAAACAAAACAAAAAUAAAUACAAAAAUUAAUUUUUAUUUGAUUUAAUUUUAUUUGUUUUUGUAAGGUUUUGGUUAUAAUAUGAUUAAAAUAUAUACGAAAAAAUAGCAACUCAUUCUUUAAUAAAUGAAGAAUGAGAAAACUCAAUUACUUUGGCAUAUUGCUUACCUACCUAUAUUUAAAAAAAAUAUGAUCAACAACCAAAUUGUAUGGACAAAUAUAUAAUUUUAAAUAAAAAUAAUAAUAAAAACACAAAUGGAUAUAAUAAAGAAGUUAAAAACAAACCAACAUCCAAAGAUGCCAUAUUAUAUUAUAUAGGUAUGAAAUUUUAAGUGAAAUUAAAAUUAAAUUAAAAAAGAAAAGAAAAAUAAAACUAUAAAAUUUAGGAAAUUUAUUAUGAUAAACCAAAAAGAAAAAGGCAAACAUAACUUAAACAUUUAAAUUGAUAACACAAAACAUAAUAAACAAAAAUGGAAUGAGAAUUAAAAAUAAACAAUUAUAUACACAAAACAACAAAAAAUAUAUAAAUGAGAAAAAAACCACAUAUAAUUAUAAAAUUAAAAACAAAACAAAAAGUAUUUAAAUGAAAAUAAUGAUUAAUUGACAGAAAACAAAAAGAAAUCCAAGUAAAACAUUAUUACAGCAUUAAUUUAAAUAGUUAGUAAGUGAUAUUUUAUUUUUGGUGUAUAUGCAAUCAGUUAUUACUACAUAACAUGAUAAGUGGAAUGCAGAAGGUGAACAAAUGGAUGUUUUUAUUAUUAUUAUUAUAAUUAUUAUGAACAAUAUUAUUUAUUUUGUUAUUUCUUCUAUUAUUAUUGAAUAAGUAUUAAUUUAUUUAAAAUGACAAAAAAUAAACAAACAAAAAAUUACAAAAAAAUGAAAACGAUAAAAACUAAAAAAAAAUAAUAAAAAUACCAAAAAAAGUUAUUUAUGAAAAAUAA